CUAGUGAUGACGACCUUUAAUUAGUUGUUUGCUUAGCCAGCUAGCUACUUCAGUUAGCUACACCUGUGUUGGAAAGUGGGAUGUUUUGCUGAUGUUGGUUGACAUGAGAUGACACGUCUUUGGUUUGUCUAUAGACUGUCAACUGCUAUGGUGUUUUCUAGCUACAAGAACAGAGACAUAAAGUUGACUGAAGAUGUUAGAGCUGUGAUGGUGGUGUGUCCCCUGCCUUCAUUGUGACUCCUGUCCACCACCUCUGUCUCCCUGCCCAGUGUGUGCCACCAUUUCACCAUGACCCUGCAUCUUCUCCUGGUCCUGGGGCUCUUUUUGCUGCCUUGUCUGUCAUCCCAUGUUAUCAGCGAGUCCUGUGUUAUAGCCAGCCUGAAAAUGACAAAUCAAACCCAAUGCUUGGAAGUAUGCUUACUGUAUAUGACCUGUGAUCAUUCUGUCUUUUGGAAAGAGAACUACACAUGCUUUUUCUUGAAGUGUCCCAAUGGCACUAACUGCAAUGAUAUCUCCGUCGAUGACCUGAUAAGGAUACAAGAUUUUGGCAGUAUGUCCAACUGGCCUCACAACCACAGACCAAGUGUAACCAUGCCAGCCCAGGACCUCCACAUCUGGAUUCUUCACCUGCGGGAUCGUCUGAGACCAUCCACCCAGACAACUGAUGAAACUGGAUAAAAACAUCAGUGAUCUUAAGUGUGACGCUGGACCUACCACUGAGUCUUCAAGUUCCAGUUCCAUAACUUCAUCAGAAAUCUAUCAAAACCCCACUGCUCCUGAAUUGACAGCCAGCAAUAAUGCCAAUCAAAUUACAGACACCUCUGCCCUCAAUGAGACUGACUCUACCUUGCAUUUUCGUAAGGAUAAUGGGCAGGCCCCCAUCUCCACUGCAUUUACUACCAUUACUGCAACACCCAUGCCAGCCGCUGAGAAUGACACCUUCAUUCCAAGUAAGACUGUUAGCAAUGCCUCCAGAGGAACUACAGUACCUGACAUAGCCCAUAAGUCAACAGUCCAAACCUCUGAGACAACCACUUCAGUAAAGCAGGAACCCAGAACUACAACGACUCCCUCAGCCCUGACCCCUCCACCAGCCAAUCCACAGAUGACGACAACAUCAUUAUCAACAACAAAUACCACUACUAUCACCACUGUAGUACCAGUAGCAAUGCUGUUAACUACCACCACAACACACCCAACAACAAAACCACCACCAACUACCACCACAACAGCAAUACCACCACCAACAACAACUACCACCACAACAAUACCACUAACAACUAUUCCAAACAUAACCACCCCUACCACCAUAGACUCAUCUACAGUUGUGGAGAGGAAUCCAUCACCAACCAUUCCGGCGGUCCCCAGCUCUCAAGCUACCUCCAGAAAUGCCAUAGUCCCUUCGACCUUCACUGUUGAGGUCAGCACAAAAAGGCUUGAUGGAGGUACCAACAGAGCCAUUAUAGACGUUGUUGCCGGGGGGCCUCUGACACGCCAGUUGGUGGACACAAGUAUCCUAUUGGCUGUCCUGUUGUUUGGCCUCGUCUUCUUCCUGGUUAUGGUUGUCCUCUUCCUCACACAGGCCUAUGAGAGCUACAGGACGAAAGACUAUACCCAGGUGGACUAUCUCAUCAAUGGAAUGUAUUCUGAUUCAGGGGUUUGAAAGUGACAGUCGAGUGUUUGUUUUUCUAAUUUCUUUAUUGGAACAGGAUUAAUAACUUGUGAGUUAACAGAGUGCCAAUUUUGCACCAGCCUUUGCUGUAGUAUUGUAUAAUUUUUCUGUCUUAAUGGUACUCAUGCCAAUUUCAUAGAUUUUCUUUCUUCAGCUACUGUAUGUAUAAAUUGCUCCAGGCCUGUUGUGGUUUUAUUCAGGCCUUAACCUCUUACGAAGGGCCAACAAAUGCACCUCUUGGUCAUCAGGCCAAGGGCCAAAUUAUCGCAACAGUGGUUUGUUUGUCCUAUAUUUCUAUGUCUUACAUUUCUACCCAAAUGCUUCCAGCCCCAACCCUUAGGACGAAAGACAUAUAUGGUUAAGUACGUUUUUUUCCUAAGGAAUGUCAUUUGGAUUGUUGUGGGAAAGAGGGUGAAAAGGUUUAUAUGUCCGGUGUUUAUUAUUUUGUAUCCAUUGCGUUGUGUAUGUAUGUCAUUUUUCAUGCCUUUUUAUUCUUUGUUCAUGACUAGCAUAUUUCCUUUGUUUACCAUUCCUCUCCUUGGAUUAAGAUUGAAUGCCAAAUUGAUCACUGAAGCACAUUAACGUUGAAGCCAAGGGAAUUGUCUAGCCAUUUAUAAAGGAGGAGGAACAGUUUGAAUGAUGACCAAAAGAGACUAUCCAAGGCAGAGGAACUUCUGUCAAGGGUGGAAAUGGGUAUGAAGGCCUGUUAUGUGCCAAUUUUAAGUCUUACUAAUGCACUGUUAAAUUAUGGUAUUUGCAGUAAAGGGGAAAAAAAGUAAGAAUAAAAUACAUUUUCCUUUCAUAUUUCACAAAAGAAAGUUUGAUAAAAUGGCAGUAGGGGUAAAUCAGCACUUUAGCAAUAUGCAUUAGUAGGCUGCUAGUCUUUCAACUGUUGUAAGACUUAAGAUUUCUGCAGGCCUGUGAACAGUAUAUGCUGUGUUUCCCAGGCAGGGAGAAAUAUUGAUGUUUAUUACAAGGGCAUAUCAAUCAGUCUGGGUGUACUCAAGGUGGUGCACAUAAAUAUCCCACAUCUGUAGCCCAGUAAUUACUUCCUGGGAAUGUGAUGCACAUGUAAUGUCUGUUGAGAAGGUUUGAAGGUGUGGACUAGGAAUUAAUUGACAGAAGAAAAUAAUGAGAGCAGGGAGGUGGUCCGACACCUUAACAAUGCACUCACCAGUGAUGCAUUUAUUUUGGGGGGGAAAACAACAUGGAUUCCAAUUGUAACAUUUAGGAGAAAACAACUUUUGGUACCUCGAGGCAGUUUUUAAAUGGUGUUUCUCUGCUGUG
Molecule: messenger RNA, 2959 nt
Organism: Oncorhynchus nerka (sockeye salmon)
Lineage: Eukaryota; Metazoa; Chordata; Actinopteri; Salmoniformes; Salmonidae
Exons: 5
Coding region: 665-1663 (332 amino acids)
Source: RefSeq, a predicted model, not a curated record